Messenger RNA from Paraglomus occultum, 285 nucleotides. The record is from the annotation of a GenBank genome assembly. Lineage: Eukaryota; Fungi; Glomeromycota; Glomeromycetes; Paraglomerales; Paraglomeraceae.
CCGAUGACGAAUAUUCACUGGACCUACACUGUUUAGGCGAUACGUUCUUGUUUAAUAUUGGAGUUGGGCAAAACAACACGAAAGCAUUCAGUGUGGCGUGGAACCUCCGAUACAACCAUGUGAUGGCAAUACACAAUCUGGCUUCAAACGGAGAAGGUAUUCAAAAAAACGAACAGACAGCGUUUUUAUUACUUCAAGUCGCAGCGAGGAGAAGUAAAAAUGCCGAGACGUGUCAUCUACUAGGAACGUUUUACAAAAGGGGGUACGGCGUGGACGCCGACUACG